Molecule: messenger RNA, 2248 nt
Organism: Neodiprion fabricii
Lineage: Eukaryota; Metazoa; Arthropoda; Insecta; Hymenoptera; Diprionidae
Product: protein unzipped
Exons: 5
Coding region: 438-1931 (497 amino acids)
Source: RefSeq, a predicted model, not a curated record
GUGCACCUUGGUCCUCAGUCGACUGGCUUCUGGUCCCGAAGACGUUUGCUGUAACAGUACAGUGCGUACUGUACCAAGAAUAAUAGUUGCGCUUUUUCACCCGGCGUUGUUCUACUCUCGAGUUUUCGUUGUUUUUUUUUUUCGUUGCACUUUUUGCCCGGCCAUACCUUACAUACCCAAUCGCCGGGCCAAGUGCCAAUCGGCACAGUUUGUGUUACACCGUUAUUUCCACACGGCUCUCUUGACUUGUACCUCAAUUCGGAAUCAUCUGCGGAAUUGCCAAAAUACCCGGUACGUUAUUGCGGAGUGACGAAUUAUGAGCUGUGUUCAUUUCCGCUUAGAGGAAACGCGUCGAAGAAGUCUUUCAGUGUCCCAUUAGGCUCUGAAGAACAAUCCGGAUUAUAACUCAUAUGCUGACGACGGAUCACUCAAAGUAAAUGAUUAUCACAUGCAGAAAUACACGCGGACCGGUGAAACCGGCAGCGUUUAGCCUAGUACAGCUGAUAUUCCUGGCCACCUUCGCACUCGGCGACAAUAGCGUACACGUUCUAUCGUCGUUCAACCAGCUUGUCACUUCUAGCAUCCUCAGAUGGUUGCCUCAGAACCAGGCCGAAACCGAAGGGAACAACGACCUCGUUAUCGGGGGCAUCAAAUUUGUCUCUGGAUUGGAAGUUGAUCCCAGCACAGGCUCGAGUCAAACCGAAUCGAGACCGAUAUUUGUCUGUCGGGCAAUUCACAACGCUAUUUGGGUGGCCGGAGGCCAGGUUGAAGGUGAGAAACGGUGCGUCGUCACGCUUCUCGGCAACGUACAUUCAUACCAGCGGUACGAACUUCUUCAAAACGUUGAGAAAGCAGCGCGCCUCGAUUGGCGCUACUGGGAUAAAUUCAAACAGGUACCCGAGAUAGGUUCCGUCGCAACCGCGGAUGCCUCAGCUGAAGUAACCUACGUAGCGCGGCACGAGGGACCAAAGCAAGAAACCGACCUUACAGAACAGAUCGUCGGCUAUACCCACUACAUAGGGACGUACGACCCGAGCGACAAUCUCGGCAGCAUCACUUACGUAAAAGAGAACGGUGUCCAAGACUCGGCAGACUCCGGCGAGGUCCUCGUCGAAUGGGAGCCAGUAUCUUACGAACUGAAAUCGGUCAAGUUCAAAAAGUUCAAAGACCGAAUUAUAAAACGGCAGUCUCGGGUACUCGGCGAGGCAACUCUCAGUAACGUUGGCUCGUAUGCGGUGACCGUCGCAAACGCUUUCGCCUACUCUUACAACUAUUCCGCAUACUGGGGACAAGGACAAGCGAUGCUCAAAGGACUGAAUACCACGAUCACCCUUGCUAAUAAUACGAAAUUACCAGACGUACAAUGGGGCAGCCAGGUGAACGAACAUCGCGAAAGCGUUCACACAGUGAAGAUGUACCUCGAGCCGGGUACCGCGGUGAACGUGACACUCAGGGCGAACUACACAGACAAGGAACUUUCCUACACGGCGCAGUUGAUCUCGCAUUAUAAGGACAAAGUCAAGACACCACGCACGAUAAACGGUUUUUAUCGCGAAGAAAGCAUGAUCGAUGUCAAUCCUGAUUUUGGACCUAUUUACUAUCUGAGUAACUAUACCCUGGUCCCGACGACGACUACGACAACGACAACGACGACGACAACGGAACGACCGCGUUCGCGAUCCGAUACCGAGGGGCGACGAAAUCACGGUGAAAAAGAUACCGAUGACCCCAAUUUUAAUCUGGUUAUUCCACCAGGCGGAAAAGGCACAACGGAGAUGCAGGCUGACGACCGCAGCCCCCAAUCCCUAAAAAAUAAGCUCGGUCCAGCGGAGGGAAGCAGCGCUCCUCGCAUUGUUUAUCCCGAGCUGUUAAUCCUCGCCGGAGGAAUCCUGUUCGCCCUCAGCGACUGGUCCCAUACAUGGGCGACAUGAUUAUUGCGACGACCUUUAUUGUCAGUAUAAAAUACCAUUUAAAUUCUCGUUAACGCAAUAUGUAGUAUAUAUAUCACUCGUUAAUACGUGGGAACGAAUUAAUUUUAUAUCGCUCCAAGUGUACCGAAUAUACAUACGAUGACGGAAAUUUCGUGGAAAAUGGGAGUAAGAAAAAGAAAAAAAAUAUGAAAAUCUUAAAAAUAAAUUAUUCUAUUUGGCUAUGUUACAAGAUGGUUCCUUCUGAUGACGGGAUCUCGGUGCUGACAUACGCUUGCCUUCAAAAAAAAAAAGAGAGAAAAAACACAAAGAAAAGAAAA